This is a messenger RNA of Ziziphus jujuba (common jujube), 2122 nucleotides long. RefSeq names its product cell division cycle 20.2, cofactor of APC complex. Gene Ontology annotation, cellular component: anaphase-promoting complex. Bases 373 to 1746 code for a protein of 457 amino acids. Gene Ontology annotation, biological process: positive regulation of ubiquitin protein ligase activity; anaphase-promoting complex-dependent catabolic process; positive regulation of anaphase-promoting complex-dependent catabolic process. Lineage: Eukaryota; Viridiplantae; Streptophyta; Magnoliopsida; Rosales; Rhamnaceae. Gene Ontology annotation, molecular function: protein binding; anaphase-promoting complex binding; ubiquitin ligase activator activity. The transcript is spliced from 5 exons. The record is from RefSeq and is a predicted model, not a curated record.
AAUCCGGAUUCUGAUCUUUCAUUCCUAAUAAAUAAAUAUAUAAACUCACUGGGUCCUCUCAUUCCAUCACACUGUCUCUCUCUCUCUCUCUCUCUCUCUCUCAAGCUCUCUGAAGACGCAGCUAUCUGCAACGCUCAGAAAACAAACGCCGGCGCUUACUCACUUCUUGUAUCUAACUGUGAAAACUUUGCGAUUUAGUUUCUUCGACUAACCCACUGCUUUGCAGGACUUUGCUUUGUAAUUUUAUUCUUUCUCUUCAGGGUUUUAUUUGUUUUAUUCUAUAUAUUUGUAUUUUUCUUUGUUUUUCGUUUUUCGUUUUCGUUUUUGUUUUCGUUUUUGUUUUUGUUUUUGUUUUUUUGGGUAUUAUCAAUUAUGGAUGCAGGAUUUAAGAAUUCUUCAUCGAACAUGAAGAUACAGUCUCGGUCCCCUCUUCAAGAACAGUUCCUUCAGAGAAGGAAUUCCCGAGAAAAUCUGGACAGAUUCAUUCCAAACAGAUCAGCAAUGGAUUUCGAUUAUGCUCACUACAUGCUGACUGAAUGGAGGAAAGGUAAGGAAAACCCAGCUGUGGCUGUGAGCUCGCCAUCAAGAGAGGCCUACAGGAAGCAACUGGCAGAGACCUUCAACAUGAACAGAACUCGGAUCCUAGCGUUCAAGAACAAGCCUCCUACCCCUGUUGAGCCGAUUCCCCGCGAGUUUACUAAUUCUCUACCCCAUGAUAAACUUGCAAAACAGAGGCGACAUAUUCCUCAGACUUCAGAGCGGACAUUGGAUGCUCCUGAGCUGAUCGAUGAUUAUUACCUGAACUUGUUGGAUUGGGGAAGCUGCAAUGUUCUUGCAAUAGCUCUUGCAAACACAGUAUACUUAUGGGAUGCUUCAGAUGGUUCUACUUCUGAACUUGUUACUGUUGACGAAGAAAAUGGCCCUGUUACAAGUGUUAGUUGGGCUGCUGAUGGCCGGCAUAUUGCUGUUGGGCUGAACAAUUCCGAAGUACAAUUGUGGGACUCAGCCUCUAAUCGACAGUUGAGAACUCUGAAGGGUGGCCACAGACUACGAGUAGGGUCUCUGGCAUGGAACAAUCAUAUACUGACAACUGGUGGUAUGGAUGGUCGGAUCAUCAACAAUGAUGUAAGAGUUAGAUCACACAUUGUUGAAACCUACCGAGGGCAUGAACAGGAAGUCUGUGGGCUGAAAUGGUCAGCCUCAGGUCAGCAAUUAGCAAGUGGAGGGAAUGAUAACGUCCUCCACAUCUGGGACAGAGCAAUGGCAUCAUCAAAUUCACCAACACAGUGGCUUCACAGGCUUGAAGAGCAUACAUCUGCAGUGAAAGCCCUUGCUUGGUGCCCUUUCCAGGGCAAUUUGUUGGCUUCUGGUGGAGGUGGCAGUGAUCGUACCAUAAAGUUCUGGAACACCCACACCGGUGCAUGCCUAAACUCAGUUGACACCGGCUCUCAGGUUUGUUCACUGGUUUGGAACAAGAAUGAAAGGGAGCUGCUUAGUUCACAUGGGUUUACUCAGAAUCAGCUUACACUUUGGAAAUACCCUUCAAUGGUUAAAGUGGCAGAGCUCACUGGCCACACCUCCAGAGUUCUUUAUAUGGCACAGAGCCCAGAUGGUUGCACUGUGGCAUCUGCCGCUGCAGACGAAACACUGAGGUUCUGGAAUGUUUUCGGGGUCCCAGAAGUCUCUAAACCAGCUCCAAAAGCAGCAAACCCCGAGCCUUUUACAAAUUUGAGCCGCAUCCGGUGAUCAAGAACAUGUAAAAAUUGCAUCAGGAUUCUUGAACCAUUUAAUGGAAGUUGGAGAUGCAUAUUUUACCUUUGGGGAUGAAACAGAGGUUUUCUUGUGUUUUCAGUUUGUUUUGAAAAAUCUCAACGUAUACAUACAUCCAUAUACGUACACAGACGAUAAGUCCUGAAUCAUUGUAAACAUCUUGUAGAGUUUGUUCUGUAUCCAAAACAUGGAUGACCUCCUUCAUUUGGAGGUGAAAAAAAAUUGAUGUACAUAUACACACACACAUAUAUAUAUACAAAUAUACUAUGAGUUUGCCUUCAUAAGAAAGCAGACUUACUGAAAUAGAGCUUCUACAUGACUUUUUCACAUAUAAAAAUAGACAUUUCUAUCA